ACCGGUCCGCUUCUACUUCCGGUGUGGUGGAUGUAAACAUCAGGACCUCUCAAGACAGCUGUGGACAUCAUGACCAAACUGGAGCUGCUCAACGUGUUUCUAAACGACAGGCUGACGGCGGCCGCGGAGGACAUCUUCCGCGCCGUCAGGGAAACGGUGGCGGAGUACCAGAGCGAGAUCCUCCGCUCCAAGGAGGAGAACGAGCGACUCAAGCGGCUCCUAAACGUCGCCGUCCAGCGGCUCCUGCUGCCGUCAGAACCUCCCUCUGUGCAGCCUCCAGAAGACGCUCAGCUCUGUGAAUCUGAAUGGAGAAGCAGACUGGAGCCGUCGCAAGUUAAAGAGGAGCCCGAUCUGAGAACCGCUCAAACUAAAGGUUUACAGGAAGCCAGAGACUCUGAGGAGGGAAACUGCAGUCAUGUUGACCAGCAGAGGCUACAUCGCCACAGCGUGUCCUCACCAGCACCGACAUCCACAGAGAUAAAAACAGAGAAUGAACAGCCAGCUCUCAGCUUACCGUCUCCUGUGGUAGUUCGUUCAGACUCCAGAGCUGUGCAGAGUGACUCCCGUGUCCCUGCAAAGAGUCACAGGCCUCAGAAAACGGAUCUACUUCGCUCAAAUGGAAAACAAAGCACACACAUUCAGAUGAAAAAUAUCAGAUCCCAGAAACUAUCUCUGUCUCGCUCCUCUCACCAACCCCAAAGCAUCCAGAGGUGGCACAGCUGUAAAGAAUGCGGCAAGGGCUUCAGCUUCGCCUGCCAGCUGGAGGUCCACAUGCGCUGGCACACCAAAGAGAAACCGUACAGCUGCGCCGUGUGCAGGAAGAGCUUCACCACCGUCAGCAUGCUGAAGCGGCACCACCGCAUCCACACAGGAGAGAAACCCUUCCGCUGCCAUGUCUGCGGGAAAUGCUUCAACCAGUCGGCACACCUCAACACCCACUUCAGACUCCACACCAGAGUCCGAACGUCCCAGUGCAAGUGAACGCCUCACAGCAUCAUCUGUACCCAGGAGUCCAAGCUCCAACAGUGGUGGAGGUGGACGGUGUGUUGUUGUUGUGAAAUAAAUGGUGGAAUAUGCUGA
Melanotaenia boesemani (Boeseman's rainbowfish) is the source of this 1080-nucleotide messenger RNA. RefSeq names its product zinc finger protein 583-like. NCBI's taxonomy places the organism in Eukaryota, Metazoa, Chordata, Actinopteri, Atheriniformes, Melanotaeniidae. Gene Ontology annotation, biological process: regulation of transcription by RNA polymerase II. Gene Ontology annotation, molecular function: RNA polymerase II cis-regulatory region sequence-specific DNA binding; DNA-binding transcription factor activity, RNA polymerase II-specific. The transcript is spliced from 2 exons. Bases 70 to 981 code for a protein of 303 amino acids. The record is from RefSeq and is a predicted model, not a curated record.